CUCUCGCAGUUGAAGGUAGUGGUGGAGGUGUCUUUCUCCUCGUUCACAUCUUCGGGCUGGAGUGCUGAACACGCGAGGUUUUAUCGUUAAUUUUUCGUCGAUAUCUUUUAAUAUAAAAAACGAGAAAAACGUGUCGAAUUGCCGAUAAAAACGGUGAUUUCGCUCGUCGCUCGGUGAUCGAGGUUUGAAGGGAAUUGAGAAGGAAUACAAUUUCGUCUACAGUCGAUCGCGUCACUCAAAACAAUUAAGAAAGUACAAAUUUAGCCGUACAAAUUCAUGUGAUUAUCUUCUCUUUGGUCAAGAAACAAAGAAGAUACUUUAAACGGGAUCUCAAAAGUGCAGUGCAGCUCAUUGUUCCUUCGCAUAGAAUUUAUUGAUGAUAAACAGGCCUGGAGAAUUCAAAGGGGGAUAACUAGUCUUCGUGAAGCUGCAGGUCUUACACAUAAUUUAUUACCUCACUGCUGAGCGGGUAUCGAGCCUUGAGUCGGCUGAGAAGCGCGCUGGCUCGAAUAAGGGUCUGGGUCUGGAGCUGCAGGUAGUCUUACAAAAGGGUCCAGGGAACAACGUUGUCACAUUUCCUGAGAAACUCGACUAUUCAAGCGUUGGUCCCUAACGGAGCAACAGCGCAUUAUCGAAGAGCAAAGAGGACCGACACGAUAAUAAGGAACCAAUGAUAACUGGAGCGACACAAACAGACGCCUCAGUAAAUCGUCGCUAAAGAAUAAUGCUCUAGUUCAAGGGAAAUCUCGAACUAUUGUUUCUUCAAUUGACCACUAUUUGCAUAGAGAAAGAGAAAAAGCCGGUAGCGAUUUGAGAGAAGCGACAAGCUGAUCGAGAUUAACAAUCAUCAAAAUAGGGAGACGUUUCAUGUAAACAAUAAAGUCUCUAAGUUAUUGCAUACUCGAUCGAGUUGCCAAAAUUUCCGCUUGAAACGGACUACGAAAUAAAUUGCACUUUGCAAUUCAUAGACGAUAGAUAAACGAUAUCCCACGUGGAAUUAUCGAUCGACAAUUCUUACUGACGGUCCGUCGCGAGAGGCAAUAAAAAUGCCGCUCACUUCGACCGAGUUUUGGAACGAAACCUUGUUGAUGAUGAAUGAUACGCUGAUGAACACGACAAUGAUUGUACCUCACGCCGCACUGAACCCGACGAAGAGGCACGUCACUUUCGCAGCUCAGGUGGUGCUUACUCUUGUGUACAUAACCGGCGUCAUCGGAAACGUAUCCGCACUAGUCAUUCUCUUUCAUCGAGAUAAGAGGCGAAAUCGCAAACACUUACUGAUGCUAAGCUGUUUGGCGACAAACGAUCUAGUCGCAUUGUUGGGAAUGUUGGUGCAAAUGUACAUCACGAUUUACAUCGGGAGCGUAAUGUCUACGAGAGGAUUUUGUUCUCUUCGCGUGGUGUGGAGGCUGUUCGGAUUAUUCAGUGGUUGCGUCGCCAUCGUAAUGGCAGCUGAAAGGUGGCUAGCCUUGACCAGGCCCUUCGUUUAUCAGAAGGUAAGUCAAGAUCCUAGAUAAACCUUUUCGAACGAC
Messenger RNA from Ceratina calcarata, 1532 nucleotides. RefSeq lists its product as uncharacterized. The coding region runs from base 1047 to 1517 and encodes 156 amino acids. The record is from RefSeq and is a predicted model, not a curated record. Gene Ontology annotation, cellular component: plasma membrane. Gene Ontology annotation, biological process: positive regulation of cytosolic calcium ion concentration; inflammatory response; adenylate cyclase-activating G protein-coupled receptor signaling pathway. NCBI's taxonomy places the organism in Eukaryota, Metazoa, Arthropoda, Insecta, Hymenoptera, Apidae. Gene Ontology annotation, molecular function: G protein-coupled receptor activity. The transcript has 2 exons.